Molecule: messenger RNA, 4587 nt
Organism: Ailuropoda melanoleuca (giant panda)
Lineage: Eukaryota; Metazoa; Chordata; Mammalia; Carnivora; Ursidae
Gene: SHOC1
Product: shortage in chiasmata 1
Exons: 26
Coding region: 85-4446 (1453 amino acids)
Biological process (GO): resolution of meiotic recombination intermediates
Cellular component (GO): condensed nuclear chromosome
Molecular function (GO): single-stranded DNA binding; ATP hydrolysis activity
Source: RefSeq, a predicted model, not a curated record
UGCAGAGAUGCUUUAUUGCUUCGAGUCCCUUCAUGUUUAUAUCAAGAUGCGGGAGUUACUGAUAAUAAAUUUAGGAGGCCAUGGAUGAGAGUUUCAGCUGUUUCAGUGUGGGGAAUGACAGACGAUAUUUCAGUCUUGGAUCAAUGGAAAGCAAGUCUCUUUGUGGAGGAGUUCCUAGAGAAAAAAGCAAUUACAGGAAUGGUGAUUCAGACUGACUAUGGUUUUGAGGAAGUUGUUCCAAGUUCAAACCCAAACUCCCAAACUGAAGUAGAGGAAGCCAGUUUAUAUACCCAUAAGGACUACACUGAAGUCUUUACACUUGUCAACGGUUUAGAAGAAUGUCCAGCACUUCAAAUACAGAACAGAGAUUUGUCUAUUGAUGAAGAAAUAAUUUUUUUAAAUAACUUGAUGACCUAUAAAAGUCAGCUACCAACUUCGCAUACUUUGUUGAGUAGGCUAAAACUAUUUUUGGUAAAAGACCCCAUUUUAGAUUUCAAAGAACAGAUCUUCACAGAAGCUGAUAUCUUCAGGGAAUGUUUCUCUUUUCAAGGAGAUUUGAAAGAUCUACUGAAAGAAGAUUUUUACAUGGAUAAAGAGAACUUUUGUCAGGAAAAGCUAGAAGAUACGCCAUCAAUUUUGCCUGAGUGUGAAUUCUUAAUACCUACAAACCUCAAACAAGAAGUUGAUAUUCCAUCACUCACCGAACUGAAGGAAUCCUUAAACUUAAUGCCAGAAAUAAUAAAUUAUGCAGAUGAAAAUGAAAAGCUUUUCAAAAUAGAACUUACUACCAAGCAUGGAAUUGACAUUGAGGAUAUAAAAUGCAGCUCCACAGAGAUUUUGGCCAUUCAAAGCCAUUGUGAACCAGAGUACAGUGAACCAGUAGAGUUAGACAUGCCAUUAACUCAUCUACAUCUAACAAACCAACAUACUUCCAUGGCUUCAUUAUGUACAGGACUUCAGACAUUUCCAUUUUCUCCUGUUUGUAAAAUUAGUUUGCUUACCGCUGAGGAAUCAGUUAACAAAAACUGGAUGGUGUGGCAGUUAGAAAGCUGCAGAAGCUCAUUGAAACCAUCUUUGCUCACAGUGCCAAGAACUGAGGAACCCAACAGUCAAUAUUCUGCUAUGGAUUUGAAAAAGAUAUUUUCUACUGAAGAAGAAAGGCUUGUAGUUAAUCCUGUAAGCACAGAGUGGUGGGAAAAAGGAAGACUAGAUCUGAAAGAGGCAGAAACUUUGGAACAUCUGAAUACAUAUUUGUGUCAUGAUGAUCUAUCUUCUGAUGAUACUAAAAUGGAGAUAUUUUUGCCAAUAAAAGCGCUUCAAUUAGAAUCAUGGCUAGAACAUGAAAGUUGUUCCUCACCUAUUGUACUUACUAAUGAGAAGUCUACAAAUGAUCAUUUAUUACUUCCACAAAAAAUUUCAUCUCCAGCAGAAGAAAUACCAGACCUGUGUUUUUCUGAUGACAAUUCAUCUGUUAAACAACCAACAAAAGAAGAAAAACCAAAGAAUGAUCUAGAACUAGUUUAUAGAAUAAGCCAAAAUAAAGAAAAUGAAGAUUACUUGGAACUUGAUUGCUCAGUACCAUCUAUUGAAUCAUCUUCCUCUCCAAAAAUUGAAAAAGCAUCUUUUAAACAUGGUAAAAAAUGGGAGAAUGAUUUGGAUCUUUUGAGUGACUUUAUUAUGCUGCGAAAUAAAUAUAAGACUUGCACCUCAAAGACUGAAGUCACAGGCAGUAAAGAAAAUGAUGAAUUUCAAGAUGAAGAACAUUGUUUGACUCUUCAGGAAGAAAGUCCUCCUGUUUGUACUAAUAAAGCCAUAGAGAAAAUAAAUCAGGAUAAGGGAGUGGAUAAUGUCAUUAAAAUUCAAGCAUCAGACAGCCAGUGCCAAGCAUUCUGUCUCCUAGAAGCAGCAGCUACUCCUAUCUUAAAAAAACUUGUAUGCCUCUGUACUCUGCCUACAGCUAAUUGGACAUUUGCCACUGUCAUUUUUGACCAAACAAGGUUCCUCUUAAAGGAACAAGAAAAAGUAAUAAGUGAUGCUAUUCAGCAAGGUACAAAUAAUGAAAAAGAAAUGACGUUCAAGCAUGCUGCUGUCUUACAUCUUCUGGUAACAAUUAGAGAUGUCCUUUUAACAUGUAGCUUGGACACAGCAUUGGGAUAUUUGUCAAAUGCAAAAGAUACCUACAAAAGCAUUUUAGGCUCCUAUUUGGAUGACAUUUGGAGACAGCUGGAGAUUGUACAGUUUAUUAGGGGAAAAAAGCCUGAAACCAACUACAAGAUACAAGAACUGCAAAGUCAGAUACUAAAUUGGAUGCAAAGUGAGCAACAGAUUAAGGUGCUGAUUAUAAUAAGAAUGGACUCAGACGGUGAAAAACAUCUACUCAUUAAAAUCCUUAACAAAAUGGAAGGUUUAACAUUGACUGUCUUAGAUUCAAACAAAAGGAAAGAUUUUCUGGAACCUGAACGUGUUUUAAAUGGUACAAGUUCCUGUGUAGUUGUACAUAAUCAGUAUAUUGGAUCAGAUUUUCCCUGGAGUAACUUCUCAUUUGUGGUGGAAUACAAUUUUGUAGAAAACUCUUGUUGGACUAAACACUGCGAGAAAUUGAAUAUUCCUCACAAGGUCUUCAAAGUGAUUCUUCCAGACACAGUUUUAAAGAGAAGCAACUUGCUGGAUAGUUUUGGUGGAUUUCUUUUGGAAAUUCAGGUUCCAUAUGUGUUUUUUGCAUCUGAAGGACUUCUUAAUACUCCAGAAAUACUUCAGUUGCUAGAAUCCAAGUAUAAUAUCACACUAGUGGAGAGAUGCUGCAGUGAGUCGCUAAAACUCUUUGGAAGUACAGAGUGUUAUGUAGUGGUGACAAUUGAUGAACACACUGCCAUAAUUUUGCAGGACCUAGAAGAAUUGAAUUGUGAGAAGGCAUCAGACAAUAUCAUUAUGAGACUGAUGGCAUUAUCAUUCCAGUACAGCUAUUGUUGGAUAAUCUUAUAUACCAAAAAAACAUUAAACUCAGAGUACCAUCUUACAGAAAAAACACUUCAUCAUCUAGCACUGAUUUAUGCAGCUUUGGUAACAUUUGGGCUAAAAUCAGAAGAACUGGAUAUAAAGCUUAUAAUUGCCCCAGGAGUGGAAGAGGCUGCACUGAUAAUUCGGCAAAUUGCUGAUCACAAUUUAAUGACCUCGAAGAGAGAUCCUCAUGAAUGGUUGGAUAAAUCUUGGCUUGACGUUUCACCAUCUAAGGAAGAAAUGUACUUACUUGAUUUUCCAUGUAUUAACCCAUUGGUGGCUCAGCUCAUGUUAAACAAAGGACCUUCACUGCACUGGAUAUUAUUAGCAACUCUGUGUCAACUUCAGGAGCUUUUACCUGAAGUUCCAGAAAAAGUGUUAAAGCAUUUUUGUAGCAUCACUUCCUUAUUCAAGAUUAGUUCUUCUUCCAUAACAAACUCAUCUCAAAGUCCAUCACCUCAGGAAAAUGGGAAUCAGACCAGUACCUUUACUUCCCAGAACUCAGCUUGUGACUCUUCAAACUCUGUCUUUCAAGAACAUAAUGAGUAUUACCACUAUUCAGACAUAGGAGAGACAGUGCAUGGAGACACAAACAGCACUUUAAACUAUAACUCUUCCCUUAUGGAACUAAGAGAAAUGCCAUCCAUUUUACCACCUGUGACUUCUUAUAAUCAGGCCAGCCACUGGAAGGACUCCAGUUGUAACCCUAACAUAGUGCAUAACCCUUUCCUGAUUAAUACAGAAUCAAGGAAUGUGGCUGUUAACUCCUUUCAAAACCAAAAUGAUUCAGAGUCAGAUGUCUUUUAUUUGGAUCUAACACAAAUGAACUGUGAAAACAUAAUAUCACCAAUUGACACUCAGAAGAGAGUUGCCCCUAAUUUUAUAAAUUACAAGAAAAAAGGAACACAUGAUGCAAAAGGACCUAUAAAUACAGAAGUGUCUGCCCCUAGCUUUUCACUAGAAGGCUCCCCAUCUCCUCUUCCCUGGAACUUUAAGAAAAAUGUAUGGGAACAACAGAAUCACUCAUUCAACUUAGAAUAUGGUGCAGGGGAGACUACAUGUGACAAAUGGUACUCUCAGAAAGAUAAUUUAUUCACUAAUCAGCAAAAAUGUCUAUCGGAUGAGUUAGAAGGCUUCAUAUGUGAAAGUUCAAAUGCUGGGACUAAAAAGACUUUCUGGAAAGAAUUACCGUCUGACCCCAGUUUGGAUUUAUUUUGUGCUUCCGAUCCUAAUAUAAAUCAAAAAGAAUUCAGCAGUCUUUAUUUCCACCAAAGAGCAGGAAAAUGUUCAGGACAGAAAAGGCACUCUGAAUCCUCAUCUAACUCAGAAGGCAAGAAAUCAUUACCAGAUUUCAUAUGCUCACAACUACCAAAAUUCAAAAAACGACGUCUAGCAUAUGAAAAAGUCCCUGGUAGAGUUGAUGGACAAACCCGUCUGAGGUUUUUUUGAAAGAAAGGAUAAUGUUCUGUGCCACAUUCCUUUGUUUUUGAUGAAAAUCUAGUAACAAAAUGAUUUAGGUUUGCUCAUUCAUUAAAGAAAAUACAGUUGUUAGAUGUUCUUGGUGUUUCCAUAUUAAAUUUUCAAAAUAUA